Molecule: messenger RNA, 1527 nt
Organism: Colletotrichum spaethianum
Lineage: Eukaryota; Fungi; Ascomycota; Sordariomycetes; Glomerellales; Glomerellaceae
Product: protein pbn1
Exons: 3
Coding region: 1-1527 (508 amino acids)
Biological process (GO): GPI anchor biosynthetic process; protein processing
Cellular component (GO): glycosylphosphatidylinositol-mannosyltransferase I complex; endoplasmic reticulum membrane
Molecular function (GO): mannosyltransferase activity
Source: RefSeq, a predicted model, not a curated record
AUGCGUCAACGAAUUACCUUCAUUCACAAGCCCAGCGAUGGCGUGCCGCCAGAGUCUCUCGAGGUCAGCAAUGCCGGUGUCAAGGGCCCUGAGAUCUUGUCCGUCCGGGAAGACAGAGUCACACUGGCUUUGGAGGAGCUUCCGUCUGAGCUUUCCCAGCUUCUGAGUGAGAGCCACGAGCUGCAUAUCAGAUGGGUCAGUCCUUUGGUCUAUGACACCAUCGGACCCUUAGCUUCGAGGGUGUCGCCUGGCUUUCACCUCUUUUACACGCCGAAGAGGGAAGGGGAAGGGGAAUGGGACGGGACAAAACUAUGUGAAGCUCUCAAGAACGCCUUUGGUGGCAGCGGCUGCUCAUCGUCCGAGUCAUUCACAAGUCUUCCAAAUGACCGAUUCUCUCAUUCCGCCGCCCUCCAAUACUACCAACCGCUAGAGGACCUUACCGCAUUCACACAGUACGCAGCCGAACAGCUCUGCCCGGCAUCAGACACCGCCUGCAAGUCCCGCGCCGAAGAACUCAAGACAGCAGCGUCUUUCGACAUAUCCUACGACACAAUCUCACACGCUCUCAAACUCACGGCCCAAUGGCCCUACGGCAAGCAUCGCGUCUCCGUCGCCUCGACGCCCAACCACCGCACCGAAGUCGGUAUCCUCACUACCGACGACUCCUCGAAGCCUGAGCCCCACGAGAUUGGCAUGGCCGGCGGCCUCACAGUGCUCGGCGAGCACAAGAAGCCGUCCCCCGUCCUCUUCAAUGUGCCCGCCCGCCACCGCCUGCAUGGGGGCGCCUCCUCCUCCCCAAGCUCCUUCUCCGCAAAGUUCCUUGAGCCGACGGGCCUGCACCCGACGCUGCAGCUCGCACUCACCUCGGCCAAGCCCCCGGUGGAUGACGCAUACUGCGCCGUCCAUGCGCAUCUGACGCUACCAAAGACCGUCUUCGCCGACCGCUACCAGCUCGCCGAUGACCUCUUCCUACAGUCCAAGAACCUCACAGCCCUGCGCUACUCCACCUCACCCGUCGACCUCGAGGCACCUGCUUACGCCACGAAACCAUGGGGCUCCGGCGUCCUGCUCGAGCUCAAGCCGCCAGCAACGGAGAAGGACGAGGAAUGGACAGCGGAGGUGCCGCUGCACCUGCGGUACCUCGAACCGGCCGCCGGCGGUUAUACGGACGUGGAGGUACCCUACCCAGCCGUGUUCUGGGCGUGCUCCUCCGAAGAGGGCACAAAGUUCCCGAGCAGCCCCUUUGAGAGGGUGAACUUGGGCUACGACGCGUUGUUCGGACCGCGUACAGUCUUUUGGCACGUCGAUCCGCGACCUGUUGCAGGGUCGGAGGCCGAGGGCGGCUGUCGGCUGUCGAGCAUCGUGCGGGUGCCGGUCCUUGAAGCCGAGCAGGCCGAGUGGGUUCGGGUCGGGACGGCGGCCGCGGUGGUGGUGGGAUUCGCGUGGGUUCUGUGGAGGCUCAUCGCUACCUAUUCGAAGUCGGGGUACCGCAAGAGUGGCGAGGUUGAUGAGAAAAAGAAGCAGUAG